GCUGGUGGGGGCUGCAAGCGUUUCGGCCAAUCGGGCUUCGGAAGGUUUCCCCCACUAAGUUCAGCCAAUACGAGCGGAGAGAUCUCGAAAGACGUCACCGGGCGGUCUUCCUGACGAGAAAGGGCCGCCAUUUUCACUCAUUGGACUGAGAGAACGGAGAGCGGCGGCCGGGGCUCGUUUUGUAGACGGUACAUUGAGGGAAGCUGAUCAAAAGAUGCGAGGAGACCAUUAUGAAUAUGCUACAGAGCCCCGAAGACCAAGGGGGCGAGGACAUCGUGGCAGAGGCAAUUUUGGAAGAGGGAAUCGUGGGAUGAAAGGACAGAUGCCCUUUGGCCGAGGGAAGAUGCAAGAUAAACCAAUGAAUGGAAUUAUACCAAUGAGACGUGGCAUGGGACGGAUGCAUCCAUAUAUGGACCCCAGAGGACGUGGCGGAAUCAGAGGACGACCUCCAGGAUUUAUGCCACCACCACUUCCUCCAAGGGACAUGGGAGACCCCUUUCCACCAUCACCACCACCUCCACCUCCACUUCCUCCUCCGCAUUUCCAUCCAAUGAGGCGCGGCCAUCAUCCACCUCCCCCACCAGGACUUAUGGGAUUUAGAGGGAUGCCACCACCUCCACGUGGCCGGGGUAUGUUGCCACCACCUCCGAGAGGAAACUUCGGCCCACCCAGAGGCUUUCCCAAUGGACGCGGUGCUGCAGCACAUCCUCCGCCACCUGGCCGGGGCCAGCGAUGGCCCGUUCCGCCAGGUGGCAGACGCUUUUAAAGAGACACACUUUGUAGAAUGAAUUACAGAUUUUAACUGAUCGGAGAGCGAGACAGUUUUUUUUUUUUUUUUGCUUUUGUCUUUUUUUUAUUGCCAAAUGAGCAUUUUUAGUUGAGUUUCGGAAAGGAACAUUUGUUUUUUUACAACAGCCCUCAUAUGUUAAAACGGCAUACAAAAAAAAAAAAAAAAAAGGCCAAACGGCAUUAUAUAAGUUUUUUCUCUUUUGGACAAUUCACCAAACGUAUUUCAUAAUUAAAAGUGUGGACGUUGACUGCACAACGGGAAAAGAACUCACAAGAUGGGUCAAGCUUUUAAUGUAAUUAUAAUUAAAUAUCGGACUUCACAGGAUGGGUCAAGCUUUUUAAUGUAAUUUUAAUUAAAUAUUGGACUUCUCUGCAACUUUUUUUAAUGGUUGCUUUCAUUGUUUUUAUUUGUGAACUAAGCACUCCAAAACCUACACUUGUCAUAUAUAAGUUUUUUUUUUAAAUGUAAUGAUAAAUGUUAACGCUAAGCUAUGUGAAAACUAUCUGGAAUGUUGUGAGCAAUUUUUAGGAGUAGAACAAAAGAACUCUUCCUAAUUUAAUGUAUACAAAGCUUGACCUGGUUGACUGUAUAGGGUAGUGUAACUGUAACCUGUAAUAAUACUACAGUGGCUCUGUCAUGUUUUAUUUAUUUGCAUUACUUCCAACUAUUGGGAAGAGUGAACAUUUGUUGCUAAAGUUAAAAUCGUUCACACAGAGUUAUUUGUAUGCUUGUAAAACUGCCUCUAGUAGUUUUUUUUUAUAAUGUGAGCAAAAAAGCAAGAUAAAACGUGUUAAGUUGUUUUUUUUUAAAUGUAAUUUAUUUUAGCAGUACUGUUAAAUUGUAAACUGUACAUUGUUCUGAAGGGAGCCCCACUUUAUACGUAAUGCCGAGGGCUGAACCGCAGGUGAAGGCCGUUUAGUUUGGCUUUGUUCUUAUAUUUCCAAAGCCGAUAAACAGAUCAUAGACUGCGAUCAGAAUAAUAAAAUUUGAGAGAAGCAGAUAUAAGCCGUUCACAUGAAUAAAAGACUUGAUAUUUCUUAAAAGAAAAUUUCUUUAGUCCUGCAGUUAACAAUCAAUGUUUACAUUGUAACACUAAUGUAUGCUCCUGCCGAAAACAGUAUUUAUUUCAUGUUUUAAUACCUUUUUUCAUAUAUUUUUUUUUCUUUUUACACCAAUACAAAUGUAAAACUG
Molecule: messenger RNA, 1981 nt
Organism: Rana temporaria (common frog)
Lineage: Eukaryota; Metazoa; Chordata; Amphibia; Anura; Ranidae
Product: formin-like protein 20
Exons: 6
Coding region: 215-766 (183 amino acids)
Source: RefSeq, a predicted model, not a curated record